AUGGGAUCCCUAUCAGCACUCGGCCUUGCUUAUGCUACUUUUGGAUAAGAGCCAUGGGAUCUUGACUUUUUGGUUUACAAUCUCGAUGAUAUAAAGAAAUAGCUUGAUAGCUAUACUAUACUAUAAGAUGCUGUUUCCUUGGGAAUAUAUAUUAAUACUAAUAAUUUCGACUGCUAAUUACUAUAUUAAAAGUCGAGCGAGAAUAUUCUUAAUGCUUUUGACAGUCUAUAUGAAAUGAUUAAGUAUCAGACAAUUGGAUAUUACCCAUUGCUAAAAGAUAAUUUCCUAUAAAGUUGCAAUAAUCCUGAAUUAUUAACCGAAAGUGCUUCAAAACACUUGCUUGAGAUAAUGUUAGGGUAAACUAAUCUAUUGGAAAAGAAAGUCAUCUGCAAACUGCCUCAAAUAUUUUAUGACAAUGACUUGAUGGGUCUUUACAAAGGCUGGAGAAAUCCCCUCAUGAUGACCAAUGGUUACACAAUGCAGCUGGCUACUUUAGGUGUCAGCCUAUCUUCAGCCUGCUAAAUUCUUGCAAGUAAUGAUUACUCCAAGCAUUAAGAAGUCUAGGAUAGGUUCAAAGAUCAGAUGGAGUAAUCUUUCAACAGUAUUAUUGACAUGUAUACUCUUGCAUUGAAUCAAACUAUGAUUAAUGCUAAAAACAACAUCAAGAUAGAGAUGAAGAAUCAGUUCAAAAAACCAUUAGAUUAACUAGGAGAGAAUAUUUAUUCAACUCUGGAGGAAUAAUUUUCUAACAAGAUGUGGAUGGUAACAAGCUAUAGUUCAUCAGGAGCAGAUAUUCCCAUUACCUUCAAUUGCACUGACUGCUUUAAUAUUUAUGAUUCAAAUCAGAAAUAAGGAGUAUUUGUAGCAGCCUUUGAUACAAACAGCUAGAUAAAUCCAUAGUUAAAUAACAAAGACUGGAAUAGUGAAUUGAAAAAGUCUAAGAGCAUCUCAGAAUUCGUGUCUAAUUCAUACAAAAACAACUGUAUUUUUGGAAUGAUUGCUAUUGACCCAACUGCAAGCAGCUACACUGCUGGGCCUUCUGAUUUAGCCUUUGUUAGAUCAAUUGAUAACGAGGGCACCAAUCUGUAAAAAUUAAAAGUGUGGACUGUUAAAGACAGAUGCCCUCACAAUGAAAAAUGA
Stylonychia lemnae is the source of this 1140-nucleotide messenger RNA. NCBI's taxonomy places the organism in Eukaryota, Ciliophora, Spirotrichea, Sporadotrichida, Oxytrichidae. The record is from the annotation of a GenBank genome assembly.